Messenger RNA from Thalassophryne amazonica, 2035 nucleotides. It is a transcript of the gene cers5, whose product is annotated as ceramide synthase 5. NCBI's taxonomy places the organism in Eukaryota, Metazoa, Chordata, Actinopteri, Batrachoidiformes, Batrachoididae. The record is from RefSeq and is a predicted model, not a curated record. Gene Ontology annotation, cellular component: membrane. Gene Ontology annotation, biological process: ceramide biosynthetic process. Gene Ontology annotation, molecular function: sphingosine N-acyltransferase activity; DNA binding. The transcript is spliced from 10 exons. The coding region runs from base 145 to 1308 and encodes 387 amino acids.
AAAGUUGAGUGCGCUCGGGGGCCAGUGAUCCGCGUUCCGGAGGCAGCAGAGGCGCUCAACAAGUUUUAUAAAUAAUUUAUUUCGGAUAAGAAAAGUGAAUUUCUUAACCGUUCGGGGACAGUAAGGCGUUAACCGAGACUAAACAUGGCUGCUCUUUCAGCCUGGUUUUGGAACGAGAGGUUCUGGUUGCCACACAACAUAACCUGGGCGGAUCUGGAAGACCCAGCUCCCGGGGUGGAGUAUCCCAAAGCCGGACACUUGUUGGCGGCUUUACCGCUGGCUGUGGGAAUCUUCAUCGUCAGGAUAUUCUUCGAGAGAUUCAUUGCUGGUACCUGUGCCCAGAGUCUCCACAUUCAAGUGGGUGUUGGACGAAGAGCUCAACCCAAUGCCGUCCUGGAGAAAGUGUUUACAUCCAUCACAAAGAACCCAGACUCACGGCAUCUGGAUGGCCUGUCCAAGCAACUGGACUGGGAGGUUCGAAAGGUCCAGCGUUGGUUCAGGCAUCGCAGAAACCAAGAUAAACCCAGUACACACACAAAAUUCUGUGAAAGCAUGUGGAGGUUUACAUUUUAUCUGUGCAUAUUUACUUAUGGGAUCCGGUUUCUGUGGCAGUCUUCCUGGAUGUGGGAUACACGGAAUUGCUGGUACGGUUAUCCCUAUCAGGUCAUGACUCCGGGGCUUUACCACUACUACGUGACUGAACUGGCUUUCUAUUGGUCACUGAUGUUCUCACAGUUCACCGACAUUAAAAGGAAGGACUUCCUCAUCAUGUUCAUCCAUCACCUGGCUACAGUCGGCCUCAUCAGCUUUUCCUAUGCUAACAACAUGGCCCGAGUAGGGAGCCUGGUGAUGUGUGUCCACGACGCCUCCGACUUCCUACUCGAGGCAGCAAAGCUGGCCAACUACGCCAAGUACCAGCACUUGUGUGACUUCCUCUUCAUUGUGUUCAGCAUGGUGUUUUUUCUCACCAGACUUGUUAUUUAUCCAAUAUGGAUCCUGAACUCCACCAUGUUUGAGAGUUGGUCCAUUGUUGGGCCAUUCCCGUCCUGGUGGCUCUUCAACAUUUUACUGCUGGUGCUCCAAGUGCUGCAUAUCAUCUGGUCCUACCUCAUAGCGCGUAUAGCUGUCAAAGCCAUGCUGCGGGGCAAGGUGUGCAACGAUGUCCGCAGUGACAUUGAAAGCAGCACAGAAGAAGAGCCUGACACGCCCACCGACAGCUUCCACGGGUCUCCUCAUCCUCCCAAAGGAGAAAACGGCACCAACGGUCACUGUGCCUCUGCCAAAGCACACAACCACAGCAGCUGGUGACAGAGAGGCUGACCAUUGGAGCCCCCUACUGUUCACUCCUCACGUGUCAGAGAGCCUCGUUUGUGUUUUUUUUUUUCUUAUGACGACAUUCCCUGAUGUGCAAUUCUCACGCUCUCACACACUCCAAACACGCAUUUCUGACUGAGUGUGCACAGAUGCGCAUUGAUGGCGCUGUGCAGAUGCCACUGUGCGCCAUCAGCACCUACGCAAAUGAAACGCGAAACAGGAUGUGACGUGAAAUAAAUUCACAGCAUUGUGCAAAACGAUGGGAUAUUCAGUGGUGAAUUUUGCUGUAGAUGUUUGAAUUCAAUGUUCUCUCCCAGUUUUAUUGGUCAGAUGAACUUUGACUUGUGUGGGGUUUAUUUCACUUUGGCACACGGAGAAGAAAACUGCUGCCUCACUCCUGUCUGGAAUAUCCCUCACGUUAUACACAGUUCACUGUACUGCGUUGAUUACUUGUUUGAAACCAAAAUGUGUUGUGAUGUUAAAGUGUGGCUACAAAGUUUAAGUGCAGCAGCAGCUGCUCCACCUUUUUACAAUUUGUUGUGGAUGUAUGCCCUUUGACCUUUGUGUUUUGGCUGUUGUCGAGUCCACUUUUAGUUUUGUUUUUCUAUUUCUUCGACCAAAUGUUUGAAAUUGUCACUGCCUUUGUAUUGGGGUCCAGGAAUGAGGACUAUGCUGUCUGGUAUCACGUUCUCACUUGAGUUCCUUGUAAAGGAAAAAGAAA